Messenger RNA from Botrytis porri, 1963 nucleotides. RefSeq lists its product as uncharacterized. The record is from RefSeq and is a predicted model, not a curated record. Gene Ontology annotation, molecular function: beta-glucosidase activity. NCBI's taxonomy places the organism in Eukaryota, Fungi, Ascomycota, Leotiomycetes, Helotiales, Sclerotiniaceae. The transcript has 2 exons. Gene Ontology annotation, biological process: glucan catabolic process. The coding region runs from base 119 to 1543 and encodes 474 amino acids. Gene Ontology annotation, cellular component: cell surface; extracellular region.
GCGAGACGUGUAAAAUUUCUCUUUAUUCUUAUGAUUGAAAGUUCUUUCAAUAGAGAACUUUUUGUUGGCACUCUUAUUAUAGUCGUACAAGUUACCAAGCUGCUCUCCUAUUUACAACAUGUCUAACGGCAUACUUCGGGUAAAAGGCAAUCAAAUCGUCGACAAAUUUGGCAAAUCAGUCAUCCUCCGUGGAGCGGGUCUAGGAGGAUGGAUGAACAUGGAGAACUUCAUCACUGGCUUUCCAGCCCAGGAACAUCAGCAUCGAGCUGCCAUGUUAAAAGUCCUCGGCAAGGAGAAAUAUGAGUUCUUCUUUGAUAAGUUUCUAGAGUAUUUCUUCAUGGAAGAAGAUGCCAAAUUCUUUGCUAGUCUGGGCUUGAAUUGUCUACGUUUGCCAUUCAAUUAUCGUCAUUUUGAAGAUGAUAUGAAUCCAAGAGUUUUGAAAGAAAGUGGGUUCAAACAUUUGGAUCGUGUUGUUGAUCUUUGCGCCAAACAUAAGAUCUAUACAAUUCUCGACAUGCACACUGUCCCUGGUUCGCAAAACCCAGAAUGGCAUUCCGAUAACCCAUCAAACUAUGCCUCUUUCUGGGACCACAAAGAUCAUCAAGAUCGUACAAUAUGGUUGUGGUCGCAAAUCGCCGCCCGCUACCGCGAUAACCCAUGGGUAGCAGGCUUUAAUCCCAUCAACGAGCCCUGCGAUCCCCAACACCAUCGUCUCCCAGAAUUCUACACCCGCUUCGAAUCUGAAAUUCGCCAAGUAGACCCUGAUCACAUUCUCUGGCUAGACGGAAAUACCUUCGCCAUGGAAUGGAAACACUUCACCACCAUCCUUCCCAACUGCGCCUACUCUCUACACGACUAUUCAUCCAUGGGAUUCCCAACCGGUACCCCUUUCACCAAUUCCCCCGCCCAAAUCGACCAACUCGAAUCGAGUUUCCUACGUAAAUGCAAAUUCAUGCAAACCCACACCGUCCCCAGCUGGAAUGGCGAAUUCGGUCCCGUCUACGCCGACCCAUCUUUCGAACCCAACGCCUCGGAAAUAAACGCCCAGCGCUACUCUCUCCUAGGCGCCCAACUCCACAUCUACGAUAAAUACCAAAUUCCUUGGAGUAUCUGGCUUUACAAAGAUCUCGGUCUCCAAGGCAUGGUCACCACAUCUCCCUCCUCCCCAUACAAUUCCCUCAUCUCCUCCUUCGUCGAAAAGAAACGCGCGCUCCAGCUCGAUCUCUGGGGACCCCCUGCUUCGGAAUCGCUAGAUAAAGCAUUAGAUCCGCUCGUAAAGUGGAUCGAAAAAAAUGCUCCAAAGGCCAAAGAAGAAUACCCGACAACGUGGGGUAUUCAAAGACAGAUUUUGAGAGGAGUAGUACAAACGUACGCUGUGAAGAGUUUUUCGGACGAAUUUGCAGAGCUGUUUAGAGGGCUGGAUGAAGAUCAAUUGGAUGCUUUGGCGGGAAGUUGGAAGUUUGAAAAUUGUAUGCGCAGAGAGGGAUUGAAUAAGGUGUUGAGUGAUUUUGCGGAGGUGAGGAGAAGAGGUGAAGAGGAGUGAGCGGUUUGUGAUAUAGUGCUGCCGGUCAUAUAGUAGGCUGGGCCUGUAUUUCUUUUGACUGUUUUGCUACUAUUAUGAUAUUAUAUAUUGCUUGCAUCAAGAGAGAAGCUCGCUUUCCUAAAUUUCAAAUGAACAGAUCAAGGGGGAACCAAAAGCUAGCGCUUCCACCUUUGAUACCUCACUCCCCCACUCCCUCCGCCUCUCCGCAGUCUACUCAGAUGUAAACAGAACUUCAAACCGAAUAAGAGGCAGAAGCAAUGAAUGCGAUUAGCAUCCCCUACUACAAGACCAAUUAUGAACUAGCCGAUCAUACCAUCCAUCAUAAGAUACAAACCCCAAUCAAUUAUCUUUCACUUUCCUAUUCACAAUCAAGCACUAGUGAAAACAUCAAUCAUACGCUAAAGUAUUCCAAUUGUCUCU